Messenger RNA from Frankliniella occidentalis (western flower thrips), 1397 nucleotides. RefSeq lists its product as uncharacterized. The coding region runs from base 170 to 940 and encodes 256 amino acids. Gene Ontology annotation, molecular function: microtubule binding. The transcript has 7 exons. Gene Ontology annotation, cellular component: sperm flagellum; cytoskeleton; axonemal microtubule. The record is from RefSeq and is a predicted model, not a curated record. Lineage: Eukaryota; Metazoa; Arthropoda; Insecta; Thysanoptera; Thripidae. Gene Ontology annotation, biological process: microtubule anchoring.
GCCCGACGGCGAGAUCAAGAUCUCCAGCAGGCCCUUGGAAGGGAACACGACGGCGAAGCUCUCCUUCCAGGAGCCGGACUACGCCACGUUUGAGCCCAGCCAGUCGUACCGUCCGCGCCAGGAGUACCUGCCGCCCGAGGGCACCGUGACGGGCGAGACGGUGUGCCGCAUGUCGUACAAGCCGGUGCCGCUCGCGCCCAAGGAGGACUACCCGUGGGCCGCCAAGAAGAGGUACGCGCCGCCGGCCACCACCAUGGACGGCGCCACGGUGUACAACCAGAGCUUUACGACGAGCUGCGAGGACGCGCGGCGCUGCCCGUACAAGCAGCCGGACCACGGCGACCUCAUCAGCAUGGGCGCCUCCAACGACGGCCUGUCCUGCUACGGCGCCAGCUUCGAGCCCACCGAGGGCCACGUCCACAUCCAGCGGCCCGAGGCCACCAAGCCCGACGACAACCUGCGCACUGGGGUGGGCGACGUGGCCAAGGACACCAUCAACAAGAUGAGCUUCCCCGGGUGGCCGGGGGUGGCGCCGCCGCAGUCCAUCGCGCCCCCGCCCAGCAUCCUGGCCAUGCGGGGGCCCAUGUCCAGGACGACGACCACCCGCCACGACUACACGGCCAAGGGCGCCGAGAAGCCCGCCAUCAUCGUGCCCGACGGCGAGAUCAAGAUCUCCAGCAGGCCCUUGGAAGGCAAGACGACGGCGGCCAUGUCGUUCCUGGAGCCCGACCUGUCGCGGUUCGAGCGCCAGAAGUCGUACGCGCCGGCGCGCUGCUACAACCCUUCGCGCGCGCCCUUCGACGGCACGACCGUGGCCAGGAUGUCGUACACGGGCGAGCAGCCGACCGGGCCCCUCAUCGUGGCCGCACGGGGCAGGCCCGCCCUCGAGCCGCUGUCCGAGGAGGAGCGCGCCAAGAACACGGCCCGGGAAUGUUCUUGACAUGAGCAAAGAAGUCUAUGGAGUCAUUUUACCUGAAAGUAUAGCAUCCUUCAUGGGUCUGCUUGCAGUCGAUUCUCGUUGGGAAUGGCCCAGAGCCCAGCCAAUAUUGAAAAUGGGAUGGACAGUGGACCUGAGCCUGAGCGAUAUAAGAAAAGUAAGUGAAUUGGUACAUCUUUAUGACCUCAAAAUCAGAACUAGUAGAAAUUUUAAAGGAGCUUAACAUGUAAAGAUUAGUUUAAUGCUCAGUGAUUUAAACACAAAUAUUGAAUUCGAAGACUUGAUGAAAAUAAAUAGUGCCAUUCUAAGCAAAAUUGUGACCGUUCUUUACAUGAAAUUGUACUCACCGUGUAAAACGAUCCAAGCAUUGUAGUCUGACGAUGGAAGUUUGCCCUCAGUACAGAGGGAUCAUCCUCAUCAUCAAUCUCCAAAGGAAAAAUAAACAUCCACAUCAAUUCAA